This is a messenger RNA of Coregonus sp. 'balchen', 31694 nucleotides long. NCBI's taxonomy places the organism in Eukaryota, Metazoa, Chordata, Actinopteri, Salmoniformes, Salmonidae. The record is from the annotation of a GenBank genome assembly.
AUGAUGUUCCCUGCAGUGACCUGGCUCCUGUUGGUAGCAGGCCUGUUGGGUGUCUGGUCUCAGGACUACUAUGAGGAGAGAACAAUGAACAAGAGACCCAGAGGCAGGGGGGCCCAACUGCAAGCUGCAGCCACUGCACUUAACGGGCAAAAACACAAUGGACAAGGUAUGAAUAAAUACAUCCUAUUUUUAAUAGUAUAGUUGCUCAUUGCAAAAGUUGCUCAUUUCAAACUGUGCUUAAACAGUGAGAUCACAGAUGUCUUAUUAUGCCUCAUUUAUGUGACCAUAAUUAAUCAAUCCAAUAGAAAUCAGAUUCCAGCUAAACAAGAGGUUGAGCAUGCAUCAUAAAAUCAAAUGUAAAAGUUUUUACAUUUGGUUAACACAGGUACAGACAGUAGAUAUAUAUCUAUCUUAUCAGUGGAUGUCCUGUGGCAUACUGUACCUGCUAUGUUCCCAAGGUGUUGAUAUCCUACGGCAUUUUUGGUGUAUGUCAUAUUAACAUGAUUUAGCUUGGUCUUUCUGCCUAUGUGAGAGAUGUGAUAUAAAGAUAAAGAGUUGAGUUCAGAUAGGGUUUUUGGCUUCAUAGACAUUUUCACUUGACUGUCAUAACUUUGAAUGAUUGCAUUUCCAAGUCAUUUAAAAAUGAGGCAAGCUAGAAAACACAGGAACUCUUUAGUUGAAGGGCACCUACAGGUAACUGCAAAAAUAAAGGAAACACCAACAUAAAGUGUCCUAAUAGGGCAUUGGGCCACCACAAGCCGCCAGAACAGCUUCAAUGCGCCUUCACAUUGAUUCUACAAAUGUCUGGAACUCUAUUGGAAGGAUGUGACACCAUUUGUCCAUGAUAAAUUCCAUAAUUUGAUGUUUUCUUGAUGGUGGUGGAAAACAAUGUCUCAGGCACCACUCCAGAAUCUCCCAUAAGUGUUCAAAUGGGUUGAGAUUUGUUGACUGAGACACACACACACACACACUUUAAACCCCCUAUGCUCCUUUGAGACCCGUCUUUCAAAGUCACUGAGAUCUCCUCUUCUAGUCAUGGUAGCCAGAAUAAUGGGCAAAUGGGCAUUUUUAUACAGUACCAGUCAAAGUUUGGACACACCUACUCAUUCAAGGGUUUUUCUUUAUUUUUAGUAUUUUCUACAUUGUAGAAUAAUAGUGAAGACAUCAAAACUAUGAAAUAACACAUAUGGAAUCAUGUAGUAACCAAAAAAGUGUUGAACAAAUCAAAAUAUAUUUUAUAUUUGAGAUUCUUCAAAUAGCCACCCUUUGCCUUGAUGACAGCUUUACACACUCUUGGCAUUCUCUCAACCAGCUUCACCUGGAAUACUUUUCCAACAGUCUUGAAGGAGUUCCCACAUAUGCUGAGCACUUGGUGGCUGCUUUUCCUUCACUCUGCCGUCCGACUCAUCCCAAACCAUCUCAAUUGGGUUGAGGUCGGGGGAUUGUGGAGGCCAGGUCAUCUGAUGCAGCACUCCAUCACUCUCCUUCUUGGUAAAAUAGCCCUUACACAGCCUGGAGGUGUGUUGGGUCAUUGUCCUGUUGAAAAACAAAUGAUAGUCCCACUAAGCCCAAACCAGAUGGGAUGGCGUAUCGCUGCAGAAUGCUGUGGUAGCCAUGCUGGUUAAGUGUGCCUUGAAUUCUAAAUAAAUCACAGACAGUGUCACCAGCAAAGCACCCCCACUCAUGUUUCAUGGCCCAAGCAAGUCUCUUCUUCUUAUUGGUGUCCUUUAGUAGUGGUUUCUUUGCAGCAAUUUGACCAUGAAGGCCUGAUUCACACAGUCCCCUCUGAACAGUUGAAGUUGAGAUGUGUCUGUGACUUGAACUCUGAAGCAUUUAUUUGGGCUGCAAAUUCUGAGGCUGGUAACUCUAACUCUGGGUCUUCCAUUCCUGUGGUGGUCCUCAUGAGAGCCAGUUUCAUCAUAGCGCUUGAUGGUUUUUGCGACUGCCCUUGAAGAAACUUUAAAAGUUCUUGAAAUUGUCCGUAUUGACUGACCUUCAUGUCUUAAAGUAAUGAUGGACUGUUGUUUCUCUUUGCUUAUUUGAGCUGUUCUUGCCAUAAUAUGGACUUGGUCUUUUACCAAAUAGGGCUAUCUUCUGUAUACCCCCCUACCUUGUCACAACACAACUGAUUGGCUCAAACGCAUUAAGAAGGAAAGAAAUUCCACAAAUUAACUUUUAAGAAGGCACACCUGUUAAUUGAAAUGCAUUCCAGGUGACUACCUCAUGAAGCUGGUUGAGAGAAUGCCAAGAGUGUGCAAAGCUGUCAUCAAAAGAAAGGGUGGCUAUUUGAAGAAUCUCAAAUAUAAAAUAUAUUUUGAUUUGUUUAACACUUUUUGAUUCCAUAUGUGUUAUUUCAUAGUUUUGAUGUCUUCACUAUUAUUCUACAAUGUAGAAAAGAGUACAGAUAAAGAAAAACCCUUGAAUGAGUAGGUGUGUCCAAACUUUUGACUGGUAGUGUACAUGACCCUAAGUAUAAUGGGAUGUUGAUUGCUUAAUUAACUCAGGAACCACACCUGUGUGGAAGCACAUGCUUUCAAUAUAUUUUGUAUUCCUCAUUUACUCAAGUCUUUCCUUUAUUUUGCCAGUUACCUGUACAUAAGUACUUCAUAACACAUUCAUAACCAACAAUGACAUCUUUCAAUAGAAUAGCCUCUUGUUGCAAUUGUGUGUCUCUGACAGCUCUGCACAUGAACACAGCCAUUUUAGAUGAGGACUGCGGUCUGGAGCUUUCCUUUCUGCUUGACAGCUCUGAAAGUGCCAAGGAGAACCAUGAGCAGGAGAAGCGCUUUGCCAUGGAUGUGGUGGACAGGCUCCAGGCUGUCCGUCUGCAGACGGGUCGCAGUCUGAGCUGGAAGGUGGCCCUGCUGCAGUACAGCAGUCACGUCAUAAUCGAGCAGUCCUUUAAGCAGUGGAGGGGCACUGACAACUUCAAGUCCCACAUCACCCCCAUUUUCUACAUCGGUCACGGCACCUACACCACCUACGCGAUCACCAACAUGACUAAGAUGUACCUGGAGGAGUCCAGCCUGGGCAGCAUCAAGGUGGCCGUGCUGCUCACUGACGGCAUCUCCCACCCCAGGAACCCAGACAUCUUCUCAGCUGCCGCCGACGCCAAGAACCAGGGGGUGAAGUUCUUCACGGUGGGCAUCACCCGUGCAGCCAAUGAGCCAGCCAACGUGGCCCAGCUCCGUCUGUUGGCCAGCUCUCCUGCCUCCCGAUACCUCCACAAUCUACAGGAUACUGACAUUGUGGAGAAAGUCCUCACGGAAAUUGUGAGUAUGAUCCGCCUUGCAUUGCUUCUAAAGAAUCACAAUAUUGGGUGUAACAAUGAUGCAAUGAUACAGUUGUGAUUUAGAUGUAAUCAAAGUUGAAUUAGGGAUAUCUUGGAUGUUGUAACCAAAAUCAUCUCAGGAAUGUUUUUUUAAGUAUGAUAAAGGCUGGAGCCUGAAUGACUGACCUUCCACAAUUUGUAGCUAUACAAAUGCAAGACACUGUAGCAAGAUAAUGAAUGGCUAUCAAUGACAGCCAUGGAUUUAGUAUUUUUUGUUCAAUGAGCAGACAGUUGUCUUACAUUUUUCAAUAGACUUGGCUCCUUACCAUCUGCAUGUUAUGAGUGCAUAUCCCAUGGGCUUUACUUUGACUCUGGUAUGCCACAAGGUUUUUUGUCCCAAUAAGGUAAACAGAGCCUCUUGUGGUCACACCUUACAUACCUAUGAGUGGAAGCAGACAGGUUCUUUCAGUGAUAUUCUUAGCCUUCUUUUUAUCAUAACAUGUGGUUUACAUUUGGCUCAUAGGUAUUACAAUGGAAUGUCUACUCAUUGAUUUCUUUCAAGUGGCAACAUAACAAAACAGCGCUUGGCACGAAACCAUAAUUCCGAUCCCCCCCCCCACAGUCACUUGAACUCACACAGCAGGCUGAGGGGAGGCAGAAAUAUGAUACAAUAUGUUAGAGUCCUGUCUUUGUAAUCUAUACUGAACAAAAAUAUAAACGCAACAUGUAAAGUGUUGGUCUCAUGUUUCAUGAGCUGAAAUAAAAGAUCCCAGAAAUGUUCCAUAUGCACAAAUGGCGUUUUCUCUUAAAUUUGGUGAACAAACCUGUUUACAUCCCUGUUAGUGAGCAUUUCUCCUUUGCCAAGAUAAUCCAUCCACCUGACAGGUGUGGCAUAUCAAGAAGCUGAUUAAACAGCAUGAUCAUUACACAGGUGCACCUUGUGCUGGAGACAAUAAAAGGCCACUCUAAAAUGUGCAGCUUUGUCACACAACACAAUGCCACAGUUUUGAGGGAGGGUGCAAUUGGCAUGCUGACUGCAGGAAUGUCCACCAGAGCUGUUGUCAGAGAAUGUAAUGUUAAUUUCUCUAUCAUAAGCCGCAUCCAACGUCGUUUUAGAGAAUUUGGCAGUACGUCCAACCGGCCUCACAACCGCAGAUCGUGUAUAAACAUGCCAGCCCAGGACCUCCACAUCCGGCUUCUUCACCUGUGGGAUCGUCUGAGACCAGCCACCUGGACAGCUGAUGAAACUGUGGAGUAUUUCUGUCUGUAAUAAAGCCCUUUUGUGGGGAAAAACUCAUUCUAAUUGACUAGGCCUGGCUUCCCAGUGGGUGUGCCUGGCUCUCAAGUGGGUGGGCCUAUGCCCUCCCAGGCCCACCCAUGGCUGCACCCCUGCCCAGUCAUAUGAAAUCCAUAGAUUAGGGCCUAAUGAAUUUAAUUCAAUUGACUGAUUUCCUUAUAUGAACUGUAACUCAGUAAAAUCGUUGAAAUUAUUGCAUGUUGCAUUUAUAUUUUUGUUCAGUAUAGUUGUAAAUGUACAUGAUUUAUGUAUGUAUGUUUUGGAUGGUGUAUGAUUGUCUCUAAUGGUUGUCACUGUUUUAUUUCUCUCUACCCAGACUGACCUGGCUGACAAGGGGGUAGGUACUAUUACAUUUUGAUGCAAUUGAAAUACUAUCCUCAUUCAACAAAUACAUAAUUAAGUUCAGGGACUGCAUGGUCAUACAGUGGGGAAAAAAAGUAUUUAGUCAGCCACCAAUUGUGCAAGUUCUCCCACUUAAAAAGAUGAGAGAGGCCUGUAAUUUUCAUCAUAGGUACACGUCAACUAUGACAGACAAAAUGAGAAAAAAAAAUCCAGAAAAUCACAUUGUAGGAUUUUUAAUGAAUUUAUUUGCAAAUGAUGGUGGAAAAUAAGUAUUUGGUCAAUAACAAAAGUUUCUCAAUACUUUGUUAUAUACCCUUUGUUGGCAAUGACACAGGUCAAACGUUUUCUGUAAGUCUUCACAAGGUUUUCACACACUGUUGCUGGUAUUUUGGCCCAUUCCUCCAUGCAGAUCUCCUCUAGAGCAGUGAUGUUUUGGGGCUGUCGCUGGGCAACACAGACUUUCAACUCCCUCCAAAGAUUUUCUAUGGGGUUGAGAUCUGGAGACUGGCUAGGCCACUCCAGGACCUUGAAAUGCUUCUUACGAAGCCACUCCUUUCUUGCCCGGGCGGUGUGUUUGGGAUCAUUGUCAUGCUGAAAGACCCAGCCACGUUUCAUCUUCAAUGCCCUUGCUGAUGGAAGGAGGUUUUCCCUCAAAAUCUCACGAUACAUGGCCCCAUUCAUUCUCUCCUUUACACGGAUCAGUCGUCCUGGUCCCUUUGCAGAAAACAGCCCCAAAGCAUAAUGUUUCCACCCCCAUGCUUCACAGUAGGUAUGGUGUUCUUUGGAUGCAACUCAGCAUUCUUUGUCCUCCAAACACGACGAGUUGAGUUUUUACCAAAAAGUUAUAUUUUGGUUUCAUCUGACCAUAUGACAUUCUCCCAAUCCUCUUCUGGAUCAUCCAAAUGCACUCUAGCAAACUUCAGACGGGCCUGGACAUGUACUGGCUUAAGCAGGGGGACACGUCUGGCACUGCAGGAUUUGAGUCCCUGGCGGCGUAGUGUGUUACUGAUGGUAGGCUUUGUUACUUUGGUCCCAGCUCUCUGCAGGUCAUUCACUAGGUCCCCCCCUGUGGUUCUGGGAUUUUUGCUCACCGUUCUUGUGAUCAUUUUGACCCCACGGGGUGAGAUCUUGCGUGGAGCCCCAGAUCGAGGGAGAUUAUCAGUGGUCUUGUAUGUCUUCUAUUUCCUAAUAAUUGCUCCCACAGUUGAUUUCUUCAAACCAAGCUGCUUACCUAUUGCAGAUUCAGUCUUCCCAGCCUGGUGCAGGUCUACAAUUUUGUUUCUGGUGUCCUUUGACAGCUCUUUGAUCUUGGCCAUAGUGGAGUUUGGAGUGUGACUGUUUGAGGUUGUGGACAGGUGUCUUUUAUACUGAUAACAAGUUCAAACAGGUGCCAUUAAUACAGGUAACGAGUGGAGGACAGAGGAGCCUCUUAAAGAAGAAGUUACAGGUCUGUGAGAGCCAGAAAUCUUGCUUGUUUGUAGGUGACCAAAUACUUAUUUUCCACCAUAAUUUGCAAAUAAAUUCAUUAAAAAUCCUACAAUGUGAUUUUCUGGAAAAGAAAUUCUCAAUUUGUCUGUCAUAGUUGACGUGUACCUAUGAUGAAAAUUACAGGCCUCUCUCAUCUUUUUAAGUGGGAGAACUUGCACAAUUGGUGGCUGACUAAAUACUUUUUUUCCCCACUGUAUACUGUACAGUUACAUGUUGAUUCUGAAACCUUUUCCUGCCUUUUUGAAGUGUCCCCUGGCCCAACGAUGUGCCUGUGAGAAGGGCGAGAGAGGGCUCAGUGGUCCAACCGUAAGUACUUUCACUGUCCUUUCCAAACACUCCCCAAUCACAGAACACUUCUCUUUUGAAAUCAAAGAAAGUAGUUUGUUCCUGAAGUGCUGAAUUCCAUGAAAUGUUCUAAAGAGGAAGCUAACAUAGUUCUGAUAUCAGAGGUAAUUGCUUGGUUAUGUCGAAGAACCCCCUAUGGGCAGAGCAAGCUGUCUUUCUUACAUCUUCAUUACCAGCAUUCUGAAAAUACUUCAAAUGCUACAGGACAAGAUAGAUAGUUUUUCUCAAUGAAUGCUUCUUAUAAACCUCAGUUGCUAAUUUGCAUUGCUUGUCCCGGCAAGUUAUUGGACAUUUCCUUUCCCACAUAAGAUGUCCCCCAUGGAAACCAGGGGCAGCCUAUGAAGGCCUUUACUCCCAAUAAAAACAGGACCUUUGCCAUCGUAAAUAACACUUACUACCUCCAUUAUCAGCUAGUCAGAGAUGGAGAAUGUUGGAAGAGGCUUAAACUGUGACACUAGGUGUGUGAUCUUCUACAUCAUCGGACCAGACUAGAGGCCCCUCUCUGGAUGGAUGACAGCCUUAUUAAUGUCAGGGUCCUCCGCGUCUGACAGUCUUGUGCUGAAAGACAGUUGCAUGAUCAUUAACCAGGUGCUUUCUCUACAGAGAGAUUCCUUACAUUUUUACACUGAGACUUAAAGGCUCUCAUAAUUGCUCUCUUUAGUUUAAUGGCCACAAACCGACGAUAAGCUGCGAAUGGCAACCACCACACGCUGUCCAGGUGCCACACGGCAACCUGACCUCUCACCUUUUGGUCAAGCAGCAACAUGUCCAUCCUUGACACACACACACACACACACACACACACAAAGUCACCCCCCUUGUGACCUCAGGUCAUUUUACCACCUGCAAUGACCAAACAAUGCUGACGCCCUCAGGGAAACUAUGCUUCACUUUCCCUUUUCCCUACUUCUGUAGCCAGUGAUGGUUUAUCUCUCACUGACUCGCUGCAGAUCAUUUGCAAAGGAUAGUGGCCUUCCGUCAAACAUGUUUUGUUUUAAAGUGAGUUAAAUGAAUCUCAUGUUGUUCCUUCAUUCCACAGGGGAAGAAGGGUCGCCCAGGAGAAGAUGGAGUCCCUGGUCUUAAAGGAUCGAAGGUCUUUGAUUUGUUAUGAUUCUAUUCAAUUAUUUAAUUGAUUCACAUACCUGCUGUGUUCCUGAUGUCUCUCUAAGAUGCAAGAUACAGCACAUUUCCAUUUACUUUUCUUGUAUAGACAUAUAUUCCUAAUAUGAGAAAUCUAAAUGAAAUAGCUCCAGUGUGUACUGUGUAAAUAAUAUAGAUGCCCUGUUUUCCUUUCCUUAUAGGGAGAGGGAGGACUAAGUGGACUUCCAGGUCGGGACGGCGGAGAGGUGAGUGAUACACUUAAAUACAUAGUAUGUUCAUAUGCAGAUAUCCAGACAUCUAUAGAUACAGAUGUAGGAUCUUAAUUUGAUCACCCUGUUGGAGGAGAACUUUCCUGCAAUGCAGGAAAUGUCAAAUGUGUAGUGUAUACGAGGUUUAAAAAGGCUUCUGAAGUUUGUAAUUUCCACUUAGAAUUUUCCCUUACGAAAAAUGGAUCAACCCCUACAAAAAUGUCCAUUAAUUAUAAUCCACAUAAUAAUUCACAUUUCCUGUUUCUGCAGCAAACUGGCUCAAAUUAAGAUCAUACAGCUGUAUGUUGAUUAAGCAUUUAUCAAUGUACAGAGUAUACAAACAUUAAGAACACCUGCUCUUUCCAUGACAUAGACUGACCAGGUGAAUCCAGGUGAAAGCUAUGAUCCCUUAUUGAUGUCACUUGAUGUUAAAUCCACUUCAAUCAGUGUAGAUGAAGGGGAGGAGACAGGUUAAAGAAGGAUUUUUAAGCCUUGAGACAAUUGAGACAUGGAUUGUGUAUGUGUGCCAUUCAGAGGGUGAAUGGGCAAGACAAAAGAUUUAAGUGCCUUUGAACGGGCUAUGGUAGUAGGUGCCAGGCGCACCGGUUUGUGUCAAGAACUGCAACGCUGCUGGGUUUUUCACGUUUAACAGUUUCCCGUGUGUAUCAAGAAUGGUCCACCACCCAAAGGACAUCCAGCCAACUUGACACAACUGUGGGAAGCAUUGGAGUCAACAUGGGCCAGCAUCCCUGUGGAACGCUUUCGACACCUUGUAGAGUCCACGCCCCGACUAAUUGAAGCUGUUCUGAGGGCAAAAUGGUGGGGUGCAACUCAAUAUUAGUAAGGUGUUCCUAAUGUUUGGUAUACUCAGUGUAUGUAUCACUAUUGCUCACGAUCUAACCUAUUAUACUGUGUUUAUUUGCAGGGAAAACCUGGUUACAAAGGAGAGAUGGUAUGUCAUUCAAGUUGCCAUACAUAUUUAUGUUAUUUUGUAGCUACAGUACAUUCAUUUCAUAUGACGUAUUGCUUUCCAUUUCCAUUCCACAGGGUGAGAGGGGCGAGUGUGGUAUUCCAGGAAUUAAAGGAGACAGGGUAUGUAUGAAUAAUCAAAUUUGUCUGCUCUCUGUGUCCUGCUUUUGUUCUAUUGGUCAUAUUACAGGCUGAUUUAUACAGUACCUUUCUUUACUGUUUCAUUGAAUGUCCACUCCCAGGGUCCUGAGGGUCCAAUGGGCACCAGAGGUGUCAGAGGUCUCCAGGUGGGUAGAAAACAGCAACAUGUACCUAGAAAAUGCACAUAUUCAGAUCAAAGUGUUAACCUUUUGUGAAACUCCUGUAUAAAUGCAUACAUACUCACUCCGUGUUCCCUUCCCCUCCCACGCACACACAAUGUAGUUGAUCAUGUCUGUAAUCAACUUGGAUUGGAUUCAGGAGUAGACAGAACAUAGUAAAUGUAAAUCCGGGACACUCCAUUUAGUAUGAUAUGUUACGUUUUGUAUGGUAUGUAUUAGUUUGUGGAUGUCCAUCAUCCAUUUCGUAUGCUAUGUUACGAAUUACAAUUUACAUGAUUUGCAAUGCCAGGGUUGUGGGUUCGAUUCCCACGGGGGGCCAGUAUGAAAAUGUAUGCACUCACUAACUGUAAGUCGCUCUGGAUAAGAGCGUCUGCUAAAUGACUAAAAUGUCAAAUGUUACAAAUUGCAAUUCCUACAAUAUGCUACGAACUGCAAUUCGUAAAAUAUGUUACAAAUUUGCUAAAUGUAUGAUAUGUUAUGAAUUCCAAUUUGUUGUCACUAAUGUUAGCUAAGUGGCUAGGUUUCUAACGCUAACAUUAGCUAGGCUAAGGGUUAGGGUUAGGGGUUAGGGUUAAGAUUAGGGUUAAGGUUAGGAUUAGGAGUUAGGUUAAAGGGUUAAGGUUAGGGGAAGUGUUAGCUAACAUGCUAAGUAGUUGAAAAGUAGCUAAAAAGUAGUAAGUAGUUGCAAAGUUGCUAAUUAGCUAAAAUACUAAAGUUGUUCCGUGAUGAGAUUCAAACACGCAACCUUUGGUUUGAUAGACGUUUGCGUUAUACACCUACCCAUCCACCUGACCAACCACCCUACUUUUGUUUGCCUUAAGUAACCUUCUGUCUUAGGUAACCAUACCAAACGUAACAUACAGUAUCAUACUAAUUUGAGUGUCCCGGAUUUACCCUUACUAUGUUACGUCUAGUUGAUGAGACCAGGCUGCUGUAAUCUCUUUAGAUUUUCCCAGUAAUUUAGCAAUAGUAUCUGGGUAAACUUCACUUUAUAUCUAGAUGUGAAUUGUGUCCUCCAGCACAGUAUCAGACAUGUACACUUGUUAAGGAGUGUUCUUUGUUCCUCCCCAGGGUUUACCCGGACCACAGGGUGACAUGGGACCUGAGGGCCCUCAAGGAAAGAAGGUUAGUAAGAAGACACUUCAUACUUACUUCAUCACACACAUCUGCUGUCACCUGUACACUUCCUUUUAAUAGAACUUUAAAAGAGAGGUUCCUGACACCCGUUCUACUACCUGGGAGUCGAGGGGCAUGUGUCUCCCCUAAAAGGCACAUAUGGAAGAUAUCGGCCCAGUGCCAUUGUGCCGUCACCUUCAUUUGUUCAGCAGCGUGGGGAUUCAUGCUAGUUUUCACAAUCAUAUACAGGUUCAGUUAAUGGCAGGGGUCCUGUUUCUAAAUAUACACUAGGAACUGCCUAGAGCAUUGUCAACCUCCUUACCAGUCCUCUAUAGGGAUUGUCAAGGCACUUAAUAACAGCUAUGAAAAGUAAAAGGUUCUCUCUCCAUGUAAGAACAUGCAGGUGUCUGUUGGAAAGAGAUAAAAUGAACAAAAGGGUAAACACUUAGAAUGUCAAAGAUAGAUUUUGCUCCCAUAAUAUGAGUAAGUUAUACUGUACGUGUUGAGGUUUCUGGCAGAUGAAAUUUUAGCAGCAGAGUGGAUAGGUCACAUCAUUUGCUAGUGCUGACAAGAAGUGACUUAUCUCUUACUAAUUGAAUCAGCACCACCAUCAAAUACUAUUUUUCAAAGGUGGAUGGAUUAUGGAAAGAGCAAUGUUUAAAGUCUACCCUGUUAUUAGGAAUAUGUUUUAAUAAUGUAAGGUGUUAAGCAUUUAAAAGAGCAGGUUGACGUUUAUUGUCAUGAGUCUUGUCUUGGAGGCAGAACUGAUCGAUUUUCACUAAAUGGGCCAGCUGCAAAGUCAAUAUUGGCUAUAUUGUAAAGAUUCAUGAAAACAAAAAUGUGCUGUUUGGUCCUCAUUUAAGGUUAGGGUUAGGCAUUAGCAUUAGCAGUGUGUUUAGGGUUAAGGUUAGGGUUAGGUUUAAAAUCCGAUUGUAUGACUUCUGUGCCAGCUAGUGACCAUUCUGCAGAGCUGCCAGAAAGAUUCAUGACGGAAAAAGCUAACCUGCUUUAAGAGGUAAAAUGUGAUUGUUCCAUUGGUAUGGAGGUAUGCAAAGAAAAUUGUGAGAGAUCUGCCUUGCUUUGGGAAAACGUUUUAAGUGGUUAUCUCAGCUUUCUUCUUGACAGGCUCCACUUCUUUGCUGUUUCUCAUUUAGGAUGAAAUAUCUCCUAAGCCGUGAGUGAAGCUCAUAAUUACUGCAAACUCUGCAGCGAACCAUUGCCUCCAGUAAAAUAGCUCUUCAUUGUUUUGAGACUGGUUGUUUUUGACUACUUUGAGUCGGAAACUCAACUGAGAAAGUGCCUGGCUGCAGGAUGUGUCCUGACUUGUUUUAUUUUAUAGGGGCCAAAUAGUUGCCCACUUUUCCAUGUACAGUGCAGUUCAGAUAAUAGCUCAUAACCACUAGUACUGUUUUCACCUCAUUUCAACCAGCGUUGUAAACAUUGAAGUUAGGGUCAAACUUCAACUUCAAUAAAUGGACUUAACCUUAAUAACAGGUUGUUACAUCAAUCAAAUUUCAACAUAGUCAUCAGAACAAUGUAUACGUUGAAAUUGUGUUGAAAAUUCCACAUAGAACCGUAAAAAGUAUUUUUCAUCCUAUAUUCAAUAUACUGUACUGUAUAUUGAUUGUGUGGUUUAAAUUGUUGAAUUUUAGAUUUGAUUAGACAUAUUUGAUUUGAUAUUAUUUCAAUGUUGAUCGUAAAAUGGCAUGUUCAAAUCAAUGUCGUUGUUUCAACGUCAUGCUAUCAACCUAAAUAAAGAGUUAUAUUGAAAUAAAAUGUGAAACCAUAGUCCAACGAUUUCUGCCUGCAGUGACUCCUACUGGUAUAUGAGGGGUAAUGCACUUUAAUGAGAAUAAGUCUACCAUCCAGAUGUACCCUGCUUAGCAAUCAAGCUGUGUUCGUUUCAGCUGAGCUAUCAUUUCAACACAUUUAGACAUUGAUUCCAUACUCAUUUGCGUAGACUACCUAAAUAACAUUGAAUAGUUGAAAGUAACUCCUCUAACUUUUCUUACACAAGCUGUAUGUGAAAGUAAAUUCGGAGUGAGGUUGCAUUUAUGUAGGCUACAUUGACAUUGAUUUGCCUAACUAAGUACACCAUAAUUUCAACUUGUAGCUAGGCAUACUAUCAUUCAUCCAUGGUUGAUUGGAUCUUUGGAAGUUUAGAAGUAGUAACCAUUAGCCCUAUAAAUAGGAUGCCAAAUUCAUGAUAUUAAUAAUACCGUUUUUUGGAUAUUGUCUUUUAUAUAUGUUAUUAUAUGUAGUUUUUUCAACACAAUUUCAAAGUAUAUAUAGUUCUGAUGAUUAUGCUGAAAUGAGAUUGGUGUAACAACCUGUUAGGUUAAGUCAAUGUAUUUAAGUUGAAGUUUUACCCUCAUUUCAAUAUUUACAAAGCUGGAUGAAAUGAGAUGAAAACAGUACUGAUUGAUUACUUUUUUCAAAUCCAAUGUAUUUUCCACGUUGAUUCCACGUCACAAUACUUCGACAAAUUACAUUAAAUCAAUAUUGAUUCAACCAGUGUGUGCCCAGUGGGUCUGCUUGAUUUAGAACACGUUUGAGUAAUUACCUUUGAGAUCAGAAGUUUUGAUAUGAGCUUUUUCCCAUCAACUUCAAAAAUAGCCUCUGUGCAAGUAUUUUCUGAGCAAUACUAGGCGUUGUUUAUAAUUCAAAUGUAGGAAGAAUAUAAUUGAUAUAAUAUCAAUAUAUAUCUGAGUAAUAUAGAUCAAAGGGCAAUGUUUCUGUGUGAUUUCAAUUAACAUUAAUCUGAAUCUAAAUGUAAAACAACUGGAUGUAAAAGUUUGAUCUGCGUAAACAGAAUUAGAACUUUGGACUGCCCUUUAGCUGUAACCAAUGAGGGAAAAAAGUAUUUGAUCCCCUGCUGAUUUUGUACGUUUGCCCACUGACAAAGAAAUUAUCAGUCUAUAAUUUUAAUGGUAGGUUUAUUUGAACAGUGAGAUACAGAAUAACAACAAAAAAAUCCAGAAAAACGCAUGUCAAAAAUGUUAUAAAUUGAUUUGCAUUUUAAUGAGGGAAAUAAGUAUUUGACCCCUCUGCAAAACAUGACUUAGUACUUGGUGGCAAAACCCUUGUUGGCAAUCACAGAGGUCAGACGUUUCUUGUAGUUGGCCACCAGGUUUGCACACAUCUCAGGAGGGAUUUUGUCCCACUCCUCUUUGCAGAUCUUCUCCAAGUCAUUAAGGUUUCGAGGCUGACGUUUGGCAACUCGAACCUUCAGCUCCCUCCACAGAUUUUCUAUGGGAUUAAGGUCUGGAGACUGGCUAGGCCACUCCAGGACCUUGAUGUGCUUCUUCUUGAGCCACUCCUUUGUUGCCUUGGCCGUGUGUUUUGGGUCAUUGUCAUGCUGGAAUACCCAUCCACGACCCAUUUUCAAUGCCCUGGUUGAGGGAAGGAGGUUCUCACCCAAGAUUUGACGGGACAUGGCCCCGUCCAUCGUCCCUUUGAUGCGGUGAAGUUGUCCUGUCCCCUUAGCAGAAAAACACCUCCAAAGCAUAAUGUUUCCACCACUAUGUUUGAGGUGGGGAUGGUGUUCUUGGGGUCAUAGGCAGCAUUCCUCCUCCUCCAAACAUGGCAAGUUGAGUUGAUGCCAAAGAGCUCAAUUUUGGUCUCAUCUGACCACAACACUUUCACCCAGUUCUUCUCUGAAUCAUUCAGAUGUUCAUUGGCAAACUUCAGACGGGCAUGUAUAUGUGCUUUAUUGAGCAGGGGGACCUUGCGGGCGCUGCAGGAUUUCAGUCCUUCACGGCAUGGUGUGUUACCAAUUGUUUUCUUGGUGAGUAUGGUCCCAGCUGCCUUGAGAUCAUUGACAAGAUCCUCCCGUGUAGUUCUGGGCUGAUUCCUCACCGUUCUCAUGAUCAUUGCAACUCCACGAGGUGAGAUCUUGCAUGGAGCCCCAGGCCGAGGGAGAUUGACAGUUAUUUUGUGUUUCUUCCAUUUGCGAAUAAUUGCACCAACUGUUGUCACCUUCUCACCAAGCUGCUUGGCGAUGGUCUUGUAGCCCAUUCAAGCCUUGUGUAGGUCAACAAUCUUGUCCCUGACAUCCUUGGAGAGCUCUUUGGUCUUGGCCAUGAUGGAGAGUUUGGAAUCUGAUUAAUUGAUUGCUUCUGUGGACAGGUGUCUUUUAUACAGGUAACAAACUGAGAUUAGGAGCACUCCCUUUAAGAGUGUGCUCCUAAUUUCAGCUCGUUACCUGUAUAAAAGACACCUGGGAGCCAGAAAUCUUUCUGAUUGAGAGGGGGUCAAAUACUUAUUUCCCUCAUUAAAAUGCAAAUAAAUGUAUAACAUUUUUGACAUGCGUUGUUCUGGAUUUUUUUUUUGUUAUUCUGUCUCUCACUGUUCAAAUAAACCUACCAUUAAAAUUAUAGACUGAUCAUUUCUUUGUCAGUGGGAAAACGUACAAAAUCAGCAGGGGAUCAAAUACUUUUUCCCCUCACUGUAUAUAUGAAUGGUCAAAGCCAUCAAUCAUGUGACACCAUUUAUAUCUAUGUGAAGAUAAAAUAGCGCAUUGAAGCCAAAUUAAGUCGGUUAAAAUGUUGUCUCAUGGCGACAUACAGUAACAUGCACAGUUUGAGCUACUCCAGGAAGUAACUUUGCAGGCUAGCUCAGUGCUACCCCCUCUAAUUGAGUAAUUCAAGGUGAAGGCCGACCUGGGUACUGCAGGCUGCCAUUAGCAACUAAAUUAUCCUUAAAACUUAUUCUGUGUGCGAUUUUCAAAUAAUCGGUUCAAGGACAUCCAUCUGGUGUAUUAGAAGCAAUUAUUGGUGCCAUGCUUGUCUUCGAUAACCCACUCCCUUGUUCUUUACAGUGGAUCUGUGUUAUGCUGCUGACUUUGUUUGCUGCUAACUUUUCUGUGUCUCUCGUGUUGGUUAUCAUAGGGUGACCGGGGUCCAGCUGGCCCAGCAGGAAUUCAGGGAGAAACUGGUAUUGGACUUCCUGGACCAAAGGUACGUUUUUUCUAUUAUUGCUUUUGUAUAACUAAUGAAUUGUCUUACGUUACCUCUUCCAUCUCGCCAUAUCUUGUUUGCAGGGUGAUCUGGGAUUCCAGGGAAGACCCGGCCCCCCUGGUCCGCCAGGGUUGGGUGAACAUGGCCAGCCAGUGAGUGGACAGAAACUGCUGACUAGCAUUUUACUGUAGCAUACUACAUUACGUAGUUUGGUUUCAUUGACAACCUGACUGAUUUUUUAAAACUUUGAGUGAUACUGUAUAUCACAGUAGGAAACAUGAGCUGGGAUGACAACUACAAAGGCAGUGUCAUCUGACCCAAUGUUGGAAAAAGGAUUAUGCUGGUUUAUUUUACAGGGGCCUCAAGGGCCACAAGGUGUUCAAGGGGAGAAAGGACCCUACGGCGAGGGGCUCCCUGGGCCAAAGGUAUGAUUACGAUUUUGUCAUGAGAAAAAGGACAAAUACAAUAGAGAAAUUAUCUGGGUACAGAUAAAAUUGUAUUUGUCACAUGCGCCGAAUACAACAGGUGUAGACAUUACCGUGAAAUGCUUACUUACAAGCCCUUAACCAACAAUGCAGUUGAAAGAAAAUAAAGUUAAGAAAAUAUUUACCAUAUAAACGAAAGUAAAAAAUAAAAAUAACACAAUAAAAUAUCAAUGCAAAUAGUCCGGGUGGCCAUUUUAUUAAUUACUCAGGAGUCUUAUGGCUUGGGGGUAGAAGCUGUUAAGGAGCCUUUUGGACCUAGACUUGGCGCUCCGGUAACGCUUGCCAUGCGGUAGCAGAGAGAACAGUCUAUGACUUGGGUGACUGGAGUCUUUGAAUGUUUUUUGGGCCUUCCUCUGACACCGCCUAGUUUAUAGGUCCUGGAUGGCAGGAAGCUUGGCCCCAGUGAUGUACUGGGCUUUACACACUACCCUCUGUAGCGCUUUACGGUUGGAUGUCGAGCAGUUGCCAUACCAGGCGGUGAUGCAACCGGAUGCAACAGGAUGCUCUCGAUGGUGCAGCUGUAUAACGUUUUGAGGAUUUGGGGACCCAUGCCAAAUCUUUUCAGUCUCCUGAGGGGGAAAAGGCGUUGUCGUGCCCUCUUCACGACUUUCUUGGUGUGUUUGGACCAUGAUACUUUGUUGGUGAUGUCGACACCAAGGAACUUGAAACUCUCGACCCGCUCCACUACAGCCCCGUCGAUGUGAAUAGGGGCGUGUUCGGCCCUCCUUUUCCUGUAGUCCACAAUCAUCUCCUUUGUCUUCCUCAUGUUGAGGGAGAGGUUGUUGUCCUGGCAUCACAAUGCUAGGUCUCUGACCUCCUCCCUAUAGGCUGUCUCAUCGUGGUUGGUGUUCAGGCCUACCACCGUUGUGUCGUCAGCAAACAUAAUGAUGGUGUAAAUUCAAUUGAUUGGACAUGAUUUGGAAAGGCACACACCUGUCUAUAUAAGGUCCCACAGUUGACAGUGCAUGUCAGAGCAAAAACCCAGCCAUGAGGUCGAAGGAAUUGUCCGUAGAGCUCAGAGACAGGAUUGUGUUGAGGCACAGAUCUGGGGAAGGGUACCAACAAUUUUCUGCAGCAUUGAAGGUCCCCAAGAACAGUGGCCUCCAUCAUUCUUAAAUGGAAGAAGUUUGGAACCACCAAGACUCUUCCUAGAGCUGGCCGCCCGGCCAAACUGAGCAAUCGGGGGAGAAGGGCCUUGAUCAGGGAGGUGACCAAGAUCCCGAUGGUCACUCUGACAGAGCUCUAGCGUUCCUCUGUGAAGAUGGGAGAACCUUCCAGAAGGUCAACCAUCAGAGAGAUCCUUCAUGAAAACCUGCUUCAGAGCGCUCAGGACCUCAGACUGGGGUGAAGGUUCACCUUCCAAUAGGACAAUGACCCUAAGCACACAGCCAAGAAAACGCAGGAGUGGCUUCGGGACAAGUCUCUGAAUGUCCUUUAGUGGCCCAGCCAGAGCCCGGACUUGAACCCGAUCGAACAUCUUUGGAGACCUGAAAAUAGAUGUGCAGUGACGCUCCCCAUCCAACCUGACAGAGCUUGAAAGGAUCUGCAGAGAAGAAUGGGAGAAACUCCCCAAAUACAGGUGUGCCAAGCUUGUAGCGUCAUACCCAAGACUUGAGGCUGUAAUCGCUGCCAAAGGUGCUUCAACAAAGUACUGAGUAAAGGGUCUGAAUACUUUCGUAAAUGUGAUAUUUCCAUUUUUAAAAUAAAAUUGUUUUAAAAAAUCUCAAAACCUGUUUUUGCUUUUUCAUUAAGGGUUAUUGUGUGUAGAUUGAUGAGGGGGAAAAACAAUUUAAUCAAUUUUAGAAUAAGGCUGUAAAGUAACAAAAUGUGUAAAAAGUCAAGGGGUCUGCAUACUUUCCAAAUGCACUGUAUAUGAUAUCUUAUAUGUAGACUGUUCUAACAUUACAUACACAUGGAGAGGGCCUGGAUUUACAUGGGAUUUAAGAAUGGCAAGCAAGCACAAAAUGGAACACAUGAAAGCAUAUGACAGCACUUGGGGAGCUCAUGACAGCACUUGGGAGUUCAUCUUGGGUUUCAUUUUAGAUAUAUUGUCAUCAUAACAUGUAGAGACAUGAGCAUCAACACACUAUAUCCGUUGCGUAAACGUAGAAACUAUCCUCCUGAACAUAGUAUGUAGUAAUGUUUUUCCUAAUUCAAGUCAGAACCUGAAAGCAAAUGACAUAAAGGCACUGUUGAGAGUUUGAGUGGUUGAUGCACAUUUGGUAGUAGGCAGAUCCUGAAAAGGAGCGCAACACAGAAAAUAUCCUGAGGCAACCAAACAUCUGUCAUAACUGUGCCAGACCCAUUGGUCCUAUGGGAAAGCCCCCCUCCCCAAAAAGGGUCAGGGCAGUUCUAUAGGAUGGGCCAACCCCCACAACAAUUAAUGUUCCUGUCUGCAUUUCAUUAUUUUCUGCUAAAUUGAGAAGGGCAAGCAACACUCAUCAGAGGGAUAACACAAACAGAUUCCAAUAUGAAUGAAAGAUUUGGCAAUAACAUAACUACACUCAUAUAGGACCAUAUCAUACUACUCACAUGACAGAGACAGGUGCUAACUUAACACUCCCAGUCCCUACUACACUAUUGACUGAGAACAAUGAGGAUAGUGCUGUGAAUGUGUGAACAAGUGGCAGCUGGAUGUGUGACGGGGAGAGAGCGGUGAUGACUUGUCUUUGUUCUGCAGGGAGACCGGGGGCUGGAUGGACCGAAAGGGCCUAGAGGACAGACGGGUGCAGGAAUCAAAGGAGAAAAGGUGGGCUGUAAAUACAUCAGUAAUGAAUACCAUCCACACAAGCAUGCCAUGUCUACCCAACAAAAUACCUAAUGUUCAUAAACAAGCCUGAAUGUCUUAGUCAGCAAUUAUAUACAGGCGUCUCCUUGGAAUGCUCCAUUGAGAAAGAAAAGGCUAAAUCUCUAGUUACUGUGGAGAAGUUGAAGGUGGGAUUAUUUUCGCACUAUCUGUUGUAGGAUUCAAUAAACAACCAUGUUAUGUUAGAAGUAAAGGUUUUCAAGCACAUUUAUUGGUGGUUACAGAUUUUAGCCCUCUGUAGUCAGAAACAAGAUUUGAGGAAGGCACUCAUGCAGAUAUUCAGCCUGGUGAUUCUAUUAGUACCAAUGAUCUUGAUUUUAAGUCAUAUCCCACUGGGCACACACUGGUUGAAUUAACAUUGUUUCCAUGUCAUUUCAACAAAAUUACGCUGAACCAACGUGAAAUAGACGUUGAAUUGACGUCUGUGCCUUGUGGGACAGGCCAAUAUGCUCAUAAAGGGUUAAAUACCAACCUAGUCCCUCAACCCGCUCUAUAUUUGACCUCAGGGUGAGUUCGGGCCUCCAGGUCAUCCAGGACUUGUUGGACUUACAGGAGCCGGCAUCCAGGGGGAGAAGGUAAACUGAGUGGCUAAAAGUAACAUAAUACUACACUUGCAUGUACACUACCAGAAUCAUGUACUACAUGAUUCCAUGUGUUAUGUCAUAGUUUUGAUGUCUUCACUAUUACUCUACAAUGUAGAAAAUAAUACAAAUAAAGAAAAACCCUUGAAUGAGUAGGUGUGUCCAAACUUUUGACUGGUACUGUACAUCACAUACACUGACAUGUGAUUGUUAUCCCUCAGGGAGUGGAGGGCCCCAGGGGUCCACCUGGCGGCAGAGGGCCACAAGGAGAGGGCUUACCUGGACCUAAGGUUGGUGUUACUCCUAGAUAAUGUCCAUGCCAAGCCGUGAUGGAGGCCUUGGGAGUUCUCUAAAUGCUGUUGUUUGUAGCUUUCAUGUUUUGGCAUGGUGGAUUUCUUCAAAUGCUACUUUCCAUUAUCUUACUUCCAGGGCGAUCAAGGUUUACCAGGAGAGCUUGGAGCUACAGGGGAGAGAGGUGUUGGUGAGCCAGGGCCAAAGGUAAGACAAAUACUUUAUCCACCCUCAUCCAAAUAGUAAAGAAAUGCCUUCUCAAAUAAGCCUGGUGAACACUCAGCGGACAGUUUAUUAGGUACACCGACUGAACGUUAGAAUAGGCAAAACGGGUGACCUAAGCAACUUUGGCAAUUUCUAGACUUGACUGUUCAUGCCGCUUUAAUAUUCUGAUCAUAGAGUUCCGAUCAUGGAAUUCCGAACGCGUCAUGUGUCUACACCUACAUUUAAAUGUGUCUACCAUGUCCACAGUGUGUCCGGAUUCCCUUUUCCCGCACUAUAUUCAAAUGCCAGUAUGCAUUCUACAAAUGGUGGAAUAGGGAAAAUCUGAAAAUAACACAACAACAACUGAUGGCAGUAGCUAACUACUGUAGCUAACCUCUGUAUCUAGCCAGCAAGCAAGCAAACGGGUUAGCAUAACUCUAGCCAAACAAAAAAUAGUUUUUCUAAAUAUUAGCUAGCUGGCUAGCAUUUAUGAGUCCAGCAAACACGUUCCUCACAUGCCAGGAACGUAUUUCCUCGAAAGGUAUAAUGAAAAGGUGCCUCUCGGUCCCAAAACACAAGUUUUCUGGAGACUUGUGGUAAGAGUGCUGAUGACCUCACCCACUGUAUGCACUUUCUGUAGCCUGAUUGCGUCAGUCUUUUCAAUGCAACCUACGUAUUCAGAUAGCAGAAGUCGCAUGUAAGUGUCAAGUGUAGACACGACAUUUGAGAAUGGUAUGUUCAUCGGUGCCAGACGCGCCGGUUCCAGUAUCUCAGAAACGGAGGGCCUCCUGGGCUUUUCACACGUGACAGUUUCUAGGGUUUCCUGUCAAUGGUGCGACAAACAAAAAACAUCCAGUCAGCGGCAGUCCUGUGGGCGAAAACAGCUCGUUGAUGAGAGGUCGAAAGAGAAUGGCAAGAAUCGUGCAAGCUAACAGUCGGGCCACAAACAGGCAAAUAACGGUGCAGUACAACUGUGGUGUGCAGAACAGCAUUUCGGAACCCACAACUCGUCGGUCCUUGUCACGGAUGGUCUAUUGCAGCAGACGACCACACCAGGUUCCACUCCAAUCAGCUAAAAACAAGAAGAAGCGGCUCCAGUGGGCAGGCGAUCACCAAAACCUGACAAUUUGAGGAGUGGAAAAACAUUGCCUGGUCCGACGAAUCCCGGUUCCUGUUGCGUCAUGCUGAUGGCAGAGUCAGGAUUUGGCGUAAGAAGCAUGAGUCCAUGGCCACAUCCUGCCUGGUGUCAACGGUAUAGGAUGGCGGCGGUGUUGUAAUGGUGUGGGGAAUGUUUUCCUGGCACACGUUAGGUUCCUUGAUACCAAUUGAGCAACGUUUCCAUGAAUUCAGGCUGUUCUGGAGGCAAAGGGGGGUUAGACACCGUACUAGAUGGGUGUACCUAAUAAACUGGCCACUGAGUAUUUUAGAAAGCAAUUUGUUUCUUUUUCAGGGUGAGCCUGGUGCAUCUGGCCUGGCUGGCUUACCUGGUCUUCCAGGAGAGGAUGGGGCUCCAGGACAGAAGGUGUGUUAUUUCACCUUUACACCACUUCUAUAGAUACAAUAUAGUUCUAUAGAUACAGUAUACCACAACAAAAGGGAAUGUGCCAAUGUGAAAUGGUUUGUGUCUGCCCCCUCUGCCAGGGUGAGUUUGGUAUUGCUGGCCUCAGAGGUCCUGAGGGAGCAGCAGGGAUCGGCACCCAGGGCGAGAAGGUAGAUUUCACAUCCUUACCCUUCUGUCAUACUAACCUGUAAGCACCAAGAGGGGGUCAUGUAAAUGCUGUGUGCUCCACCCCUCCCAGGGAGACCAGGGUCAGAGGGGUAUCCGUGGAUUACAUGGACCUCCUGGCAUGACCGGACCCUCAGGGGCAAAGGUGAGAAUAACACAAUAACACUGUCUGAGACCGAACACGGUCUGAUCACUACAGGGCAGGUGUAUUGUUACUGUGACAACUCUGAAUUUGAAAAAUCGUCAUUGAUUCAACCAAAAUAGUAAUGUAUUUUACAGAUUGUAUUUAGUAAACAUCUUAAUUUUUUGGUUUGAGUUCAACCAAAAUACUAUAGAUCAGGGCUCUCCAACACUGUUCCUGGAGAGUUACCCUCCUGUAGGUUUGCAAUCCAAUCCCAGUUGUAACGCACCUGAUUCAGCUUAUCAACCAGCUAAUUAUUAGAAUCAGCUGCGCUAGAUAAGGGUUAGAGCGAAAACCUAGAGGUCGGUAGCUCUCCAGGAACAGGGUUGGCGAGCCCUGCUCUAGAUGAUUACAUAAAUGGCCCAAACAUCUCUGCAGAAAGAGAGUGUACCCAAAAGUGCUUCAGCCCAGCUUGAACAAAAAAGGGAAUCAAGUGCUCAACUGAGAGACUUGAAAGUCCAAAAAACAUUCCUUACACUCGAACACUUCAACAUGUGACUAUCCGGGAAAAUAAGGUUAAAAGGAGCACCUUGUGUCUGCAUUUAAUUUAUUGAUGAUAAAUGUUUGUAUGUCCCGUCAAUACAUGCUCAGAUCAAUACAGACACAGAGUGCUUAUUUUUUCUUUAUUUUCACCAGUUGAAGUGUCCUGGGGUAUAAGGAAUGUCUCUGCAGGCUGUAAGGAGUGCGUGGAUAAAGGGAGUGUACACUAUACAGUGGCUUGCGAAAGUAUUCACCCCCCUUGGCAUUUUUCCUAUUUAGUUGCCUUACAACCUGGAAUUAAAAUGGAUUUUUGGGGGGUUUGUAUCAUUUGAUUUACACAACAUGCCUACCACUUUGAAGAUGCAAAAUAUUUUUUAUUGUGAAACAAACAAGAAAUAAGACAAAAAAACAGAACUUGAGCGUGCAUAACUAGGCCAUUCCAAGACAUAAGUAUGUGGACACCCCUUCAAAUGAGUGGGUUCGGCUAUUUCAGCCACACCCAUUUAUGACAGGUGUAUAAAAUUGAGCACACCGCCAUGCAAUCUCCAUUGACAAACAUUGGCAGUAGAAUGGCCCGUACUGAAGAGCUCAGUGACUUUCAACGUGGCACUGUCAUAGGAUGCCACCUUUCCAACAAGUCAGUUGGUCAAAUUUCUGCCCUGCUAGAGCUGCCCCGGUCAACUGUAAGUGCUGUUAUUGUGAAGUGGAAACGUCUAGGAGCAACAACGGCUCAGCCGCGAAGUGGUAGGCCGCACAAUCUCACAGAACGGGACCGCCGAGUGCUGAAGCGCGUACAAUUGUCUGUCCUUAGUUGCAACACUCACUACCGAGUUCCAAACUGCCUCUGGAAGCAACGUCAGCACAAUAACUGUUCGUCGGGAGCUUCAUGAAAUGGAUUUCCAUGGCCGAGCAGCUGCACAUAAACCUAAGAUCACCAUGCGCAAAGCCAGGCGUCGACUGGAGUGGUGUAAAGCUCGCCGCCAUUGGACUCUGGAGCAGUGGAAAUGCGUUCUCUGGAGUGAUGAAUCACGCUUCACCAUCUGGCAGUCCGGCGGACAAAUCUGGGUUUGGCAGAUGCCAGGAGAAUGCUACCUGCCCCAAUGCAUAGUGCCAACUGUAAAGUUUGGUGGAGGAGGAAUAAUGGUCCGGGGCUGUUUUUCAAGGUUCGGGCUAGGCCCCUUAGUUCCAGUGAAGGGAAAUCUUAACGCUACAGCAUACAAUUAUAUUCUAGACGAUUCUGUGCUUGCUGGUAUGUUGAGAUCGGUGGAAGAACUUGACUGGCCUGCACAGAGCCCUGACAUCAACCCCAUCGAACAGGCCUAAUUGCCCAACAUCAGUGUCCGACCUCACUAAUGCUCUUGUGGCUGAAUGGAAGGAAGUCCCUUCAGCAAUGUUCCUACAUCUAGUGGAAAGACUUCCCAGAAGAGUGGAGGCUUUUAUAGCUGCAAAUGGGGGACCAACUCCAUAUUAAUGCCCAUGAAUUUGGAAUGAGAUGUUCGACUAGCAGAUGUCCAUCUGCUUUUGGUCAUGUAGUGUAUCAAGAGUUCAAGUGAAAUUAUUGCCCAUUCUUCUUUCAGGGGGAGCCUGGCACACCGGGCCGACUGGGCAUGCCAGGACUACCAGGACGGGCCAUUGCAGGUCCUAAGGUAAGAAAUACACAUCUAUUAACAUCCUGUUUCUCUAUGCAGGUCUUGUCAAGUAAUGUACGUAAGAAACACUGUUACACACAGUUCAUUGCCAUGCAUCAUCAGAUCCUGGCUGAUAAACAGCAUUGUGAUUUCCCUAUCUCGCUCUCUGUCUCAGGGUGAUCUAGGCCCUCCUGGUCCGUUUGGGCCUAUUGGAGAGACAGGCUAUGGGCUGCCUGGGCCAAAGGUAAGUGUUGCAGUUACCAACAAAUAAAUCACAAAAAACUGUGGUGAAAGUUACCGUGAGGCAUACAGGUGUAGGAUCUUUGAUCACCCUGUUGUUGCAGGAAAUGUCCUACACAGCUGGAAAUAAUAAUAGUGGGUGCUUAUAUUUGUCCUAUUUCACACGUGUGAAUUAAUACGCAUGUGUGAAUUAGAUAUGUGUAUUUUGCAUAUCCCAACUCUCCCUGAGACACCCUCUGAGAGUGGGGUCACGGUCAGGGUCUGUCGACGGCGACCCUGAAGCAAUUAGGGUUAAGUGCCUUGCUCAAGGGCACAUCAACAGAUUUUUCACCUUGUCGGCUAGGGGAUUCGAAUUGGCAACCUUUUAGUUACUGGCCCAAAGCUAUAACCGCUCAACUACCUGUCGCCCAAAUGCAAACUUGUAGUGUAUUGAAGGUUUUAAAAGCUUCUAAAGUUUGUAAUUUCUACUUUAAAAUGUCAGACUUGAUUUGCCCUAACUAAAAAUGUAUCAAUCCCUACAAAAAUAUCCAUUAAUUAUAAUCCACACAAUCAUUCACAUUUCCUGUUGCUGCAGGAUUCUUUUCCUGCUGUUAGAAAAUUCUCAAAUUAAGAUCCUACACCUGUAUGAUAUGCUCAUUAUUUGAAUGAUGUUUUACCAGGGCAACCGUGGUAAUCCUGGUCCACUAGGUCAAUUUGGGCCCAAAGGUGAAGGUUUCCCUGGACCAGUGGUGAGUAGUACCAACAACCCAACCUACAAACUCAUGAAUCUCCAUGUCCUAAUUGCAGAUUGGUGCAGUUUAGUCAAACUCAGUCUCAUGAAGUUUUGGUUGUCCCCUGUUCCUCCUUUAGGGUCCUCCAGGCCUUCCAGGUCUACAGGGAGAGCAGGGCCCUGAGGGCGUUGGCAUCCCAGGACCUAAGGUACUUCUUAUUUAUCUGGCCCUAAAUCCUCUUUGCAUGUCAAUCUGCUACAACCUAGUGCAUGGGAAUAUGAAAUGUGUAUUGUUUGUGAUUGUAAAUAUGUCUGUCCCAGGGAGACAUUGGCUUCAGAGGAUUGGCAGGUUUGCCAGGCCCAACGGGAGAGGGUGUGCAAGGACCACCGGUAUGAAGCUAACAUUAAUCUCUGACAAAAACAGAGAUUCCUUAUGUAGACAGAGGUCACAGUCUGAGUGUAAUGAGUGACAUACACUAUAUAUAUAAAAGUAUGUGGACACCCCUUCAAAUUAGUGGAUUCAGCUAUUUCAGCCACACCCGUUGCUGACAGGUGUAUAAAAUCGAGCACACCGCCAUGCAAAUUCCAUAGACAAACAUUGGCAGUAGAAUGGCCCAUCCUGAACAGCUCAGUGACUUUCAACGUGGCACCUUUCCAACAAGUCAGUUUGUCACAUUUCUGCCCUGCUAGAGCUGCCCCGGUCAACUGUAAGUGCUGUUAUUGUGAAGUGGAAACGUCUAGGAGCAACAACGGCUCAGCCGCGAAGUGGUAGGCCACACAAGCUCACAGAAUGGGACCGCUGAAGCGCGUACCGCGUAAAAAUCGUCUUUCCUCCGUUGCAACACUCACUACCGAGUUCCAAACUGCCUAUGGAAACAACGUCAGCACAAUAACUGUUUGUCGGGAGCUUCAUGAAAUGGGUUUCCAUGGCCGAUCAGCCGCACACAAGCCUAAGAUCAGCAUGCGCAAUGCCAAGCGUCGGCUGGAGUGGUGUAAAGCUCGCCGCCAUUGGAGCAGUGAAUCAUGCUUCACCAUCUGGCAGUCCGACGGACGAAUCUGGGUUUGGCGGAUGCCAGGAGAACGCUACCUGCCCCAAUGCGUAGUGCCAACUGUAAAGUUUGGUGGAGGAGGAAUAAUGGUCUGGGGCUGUUUUUCAUGGUUCGGGCUAGGCCCCUUAGUUCCAGUGAAAGGAAAUCUUAACACUACAGCAUACAAUGACAUUCUAGAAGAUUCUGUGCUUCCAACUUUGUGGCAACAGUUUGGGAAGGCCCUUUCCUGUUUCAGCAUGACAAUGCCCCCGUGCACAAAGCGAGGUCCAUACAGAAAUGGUUUGUCGAGAUUGGUGUGGAAGAACUUGACUGGCCUGCACAGAGCCCUGACCUCAACCCCAUCGAACACCUUUGGGAUGAAUUGGAACGCCGACUGCGAGCCUAAUCGCUCAACAUCAGUGCCCGACCUCACUAAUGCUCUCGUGGCUGAAUGGAAGCAAGUCCCCGCAGCAAUGUUCCAACAUCUAGUGGAAAGCCUUCCCAGAAGAGUGGAGGCUGUUUUAGCAGCAAACGGGGGACCAACUCUAUAUUAAUGCCCAUGAUUUUGGAAUGAGAUGUUCGAUGAGCAGGUGUCCACAUACUUUUGGUCAUGUAGUGUACCAUAUCACAUAUCAGUAGUCCAGCAGUGAUGGCAAUGCCAAACUUAAUUUGUUGAUUAGAGUCUGUAGUCUGUCUGUCCCCUCCUAUAACACUAGCAUCAUUGGUUUCUAGGGUAACAUUGGAAGGCCAGGACCCCAUGGUCCAUCAGGGCCCCCAGGGGAAGGUCUGCAGGGCCCCAAGGUAUGUUAAUUAACAUAGUACAUUCCUGACCUAUGACCUUCAGUGUGUUGCACUUUUCCAGGUAUCUGACCUUUUUUAAAUGACCACCCUAUGGGUCUUGUUUUGAUUUAUGGUUCAUCUUUUGUUUUUAGGGUGAGCAGGGGUCUCAGGGUGUGACAGGGCCAAGGGGACCCUCAGGGGAAGGAUUCCCAGGAGCUAAGGUAAGAUGUAUGCUUAACCUCAUGGCACUCGUCUACUGAUGGAUGCAGUGACCUUGUCUCUAACAGCAAUCCUCCUGUCUCUUCACUGAAGGGUGACCGUGGCUUGCAGGGUGAGAGAGGAAAUAAGGGUGGAGUGGGUGAUCUGGGAGAUCAUGGGGUUCCUGGAGAGUCUGUGAGUCUUGAAAUGUGUCUAUGUCAUAUUUUACAACAUUUCAAAGUCAUGGUAUAUGAUCAAUCCAUGAAUUUAAAUAUUUUCUUGUAUCUCAGGGGAGACCAGGAAUAAAAGGUGAAGCCGGCCUUACAGUAAGUUCACAAACUUUGCAUACUACAUCAUUGAUGCUGUGAUAUAGAAAAAAAAUAUGAUAAAUGAAUGUAACUCACACUCCUAUCACUUCCAGAGAGAAGACAUCAUUAAAUUGAUCAAGGAAAUCUGUGGUGAGACUGUUUAACCGUGAUAAUAACAAAUCUAAGCUAAAAUAUGAAGCAUAGAUUAAAUCAUGUUAGUAGCUAUUCAGCAUCUCUCUCAUGCUUUCAGGAUGUGGGAUCAAGUGCAAGGAGAUGCCAAUGGAACUUGUUUUCGUCAUUGACAGCUCAGAGAGUGUUGGUCCAGAAAACUUUGAAAUCAUCAAGGACUUUGUCACAGCGUUGGUAGACCGUACCACUGUUGGACGUAAUGCCACCAGAAUUGGACUGGUAAUGUACAGUCUGGAUGUCCAACUUGAGUUCAACCUGGCGCGCUACAUGACCAAGCAGGAUGUUAAGGAGGCCAUCAGGAAAAUGCCCUACAUGGGUGAGGGCACCUACACUGGCACUGCCAUCCGGAAGGCUACCCAGGAAGCCUUCUACAGUGCCCGUACUGGGGUCAGGAAGGUGGCCAUUGUCAUCACAGAUGGAAAGACAGACAAACGAGAACCUGUGAAGCUAGACAUUGCUGUGAGGGAGGCCCAUGCUGCCAACAUUGAGAUGUAUGCCCUGGGGAUUGUUAACACCUCAGAUACUACCCAGGACGAGUUCAUGCGUGAGCUCAAUCUGAUCGCCUCUGACCCUGACAGUGAACAUAUGUACCUCAUCGACGACUUCAACACUCUACCAGGUGAUUAACACGGCCAUACGUCUCACCUAGCUAUCUUAAGAUGAAUCCACUAAUUGUAAGUCGCUCUGGAUAAGAGUGUCUGCUAAAUGACAAGAAAUGUCUUAUGUAAAAUGUGUAUAGUAUCACACAUUACUUAAUACAAAGCUGAUGUAUAGUAAUCACAACUGACUUAGAGAUACAGUGAGGGAAAAAAGUAUUUGAUCCCCUGCUGAUUUUGUACGUUUGCCCACUGACAAAGAAAUGAUCAGUCUAUAAUUUUAAUGGUAGGUCUAUUUGAACAGUGAGAGACAGAAUAACAACAAAGAAAUCAAGGAAAACACAUGUCAAAAAUGUUAUAAAUUGAUAUGCAUUUUAAUGAGAGAAAUAAGUAGCAUAACACAGAUCCACUGUAAAGAACAAGGGAGUGGGUUAUCGAAGACAAGCAUGGCACCAAUAAUUGCUUCUAAUACACCAGAUGGAUGUCCUUGAACCGAUUAUUUGAAAAUCGCACACAGAAGAAGUUUUAAGGAUAAUUUAGUUGCCAAUGGCAGCCUGCAGUACCCAGGUCGGCCUUCACCUUGAAUUACUCAAUUAGAGGGGGUAGCACUGAGCUAGCCUGCAAAGUUACUUCCUGGAGUAGCUCAAACUGUGCAUGUUACUGUAUGUCGCCAUGAGACAACAUUUUAACCGACUUAAUUUGGCUUCAAUGCGCUAUUUUAUCUUCACAUAGAUAUAAAUGGUGUCACAUGAUUGAUGGCUUUGACCAUUCAUAUAUACAGUGAGGGAAAAAAGUAUUUGAUCCCCUGCUGAUUUUGUACGUUUUCCCACCGACAAAGAAAUGAUCAGUCUAUAAUUUUAAUGGUAGGUUUAUUUGAACAGUGAGAGACAGAAUAACAACAAAAAAAUCCAGAACAACGCAUGUCAAAAAUGUUAUAAAUUUAUUUGCAUUUUAAUGAGGGAAAUAAGUAUUUGACCCCCUCUCAAUCAGAAAGAUUUCUGGCUCCCAGGUGUCUUUUAUACAGGUAACGAGCUGAAAUUAGGAGCACACUCUUAAAGGGAGUGCUCCUAAUCUCAGUUUGUUACCUGUAUAAAAGACACCUGUCCACAGAAGCAAUCAAUCAAUCAGAUUCCAAACUCUCCACCAUGACCAAGACCAAAGAGCUCUCCAAGGAUGUCAGGGACAAGAUUGUUGACCUACACAAGGCUUGAAUGGGCUACAAGACCAUCGCCAAGCAGCUUGGUGAGAAGGUGACAACAGUUGGUGCAAUUAUUCGCAAAUGGAAGAAACACAAAAUAACUGUCAAUCUCCCUCGGCCUGGGGCUCCAUGCAAGAUCUCACCUCGUGGAGUUGCAAUGAUCAUGAGAACGGUGAGGAAUCAGCCCAGAACUACACGGGAGGAUCUUGUCAAUGAUCUCAAGGCAGCUGGGACCAUACUCACCAAGAAAACAAUUGGUAACACACUAUGCCGUGAAGGAUUGAAAUCCUGCAGCGCCCGCAAGGUCCCCCUGCUCAAUAAAGCACAUAUACAUGCCCGUCUGAAGUUUGCCAAUGAACAUCUGAAUGAUUCAGAGAAGAACUGGGUGAAAGUGUUGUGGUCAGAUGAGACCAAAAUUGAGCUCUUUGGCAUCAACUCAACUUGCCAUGUUUGGAGGAGGAGGAAUGCUGCCUAUGACCCCAAGAACACCAUCCCCACCUCAAACAUAGUGGUGGAAACAUUAUGCUAAGGGUGUGUUUUUCUGCUAAGGGGACAGGACAACUUCACCGCAUCAAAGGGACGAUGGACGGGGCCAUGUACCGUCAAAUCUUGGGUGAGAACCUCCUUCCCUCAGCCAGGGCAUUGAAAAUGGGUCGUGGAUGGGUAUUCCAGCAUGACAAUGACCCAAAACACACGGCCAAGGCAACAAAGGAGUGGCUCAAGAAGAAGCACAUUAAGGUCCUGGAGUGGCCUAGCCAGUCUCCAGACCUUAAUCCCAUAGAAAUUCUGUGGAGGGAGCUGAAGGUUCGAGUUGCCAAACGUCAGCCUUGAAACCUUAAUGACUUGGAGAAGAUCUGCAAAGAGGAGUGGAACAAAAUCCCUCCUGAGAUGUGUGCAAACCUAGUGGCCAACUACAAGAAACAUCUGACCUCUGUGAUUGCCAACAAGGGUUUUGCCACCAAGUACUAAGACAUGUUUUGCAGAGGGGUCAAAUACUUAUUUCCCUCAUUAAAAUGCAAAUCAAUUUAUAACAUUUUUGACAUGCGUUUUUCUGGAUUUUUUUGUUGUUAUUCUGUCUCUCACUGUUCAAAUAAACCUACCAUUAAAAUUAUAGACUGAUCAUGUCUUUGUCAGUGGGCAAACGUACAAAAUCAGCAGGGGAUCAAAUACUUUUUUCCCUCACUGUAUCAUACACUUUAACUGAGGUUGUUAUUUCUCUUCUUCUGUCUUUCAGCUCUGGAGUCAAAACUUGUUAGCCAGUUCUGUGAGGAUGAGAAUGGAGCCCUUGUGAUGAAUCGCAUCGCUAAUGGCUUUGGAACCAAUGGGAACAAUGGCUAUGGGAACCACAGAUAUGGUCAGGAAGCCUAUGGGAAUAACGGACAUGGGAAUAACGGCUAUGGGGACAGCGGCUAUGGAAACACCUAUCAUGAGGAUCCUAUCCUAAAUCCUAAUAGACGCACCAGUUCCCAGAGUUACAUCAGAGGCCGUGGAGAUACCUUUGCUCUGCCCCUCAACGCUGGACCACUCCCAGUACAGGUCCAUGUAAUCCUUUACAGGACAGAUUUAUAUCAUACAAAGUAACUCUCCUUAGGUUUUUAUAGAGGAGCAAUUGAAUGAUUGCUUUGUAAUAGUUGUGGUCAUUGCUCUGUUAAUUCAAUUUUAUCAGUAAAGUUGUUGAGUUACUGUCUAACUAAUAUAUGUGUGUGUGUGUAUUCAUCCAGGUGGAGGAUGAUGAGGAGGGUGAAGAUUUAGACAUAAGGACCCAUGUGCGAGGAGGUAUUGUGGCUGUAGUUAACAAGACAGUAUCCAUCCUCCCUGCAAGGGAAAGCUCCCACUCCAACACAGCUGGAGUAUCAUCAUCAUCAGGAUCAUCAUCAUCAUCCUCCGGAACAUCGGGUUCAGCUUCAUCCACCAGCUCAGGCCAAUUUCGGCCGGUAUCAAUUCCUAAUACCAUUUCCCCCCAAGGUUAGGACCUCUCACUGCAACAUGUUCACAACUAGAUCAAAAGUCACAUCAUCUCUAAAUACUGUAUGUUUUAGAUAAAGAAACUGGGUCAAUUUUGUCUGACAUUCAAUUAUGUCUUAACAACUUUUCUAAUGCCCUGAAUGUCAUACUUCUCCUUCUAUGUUGUUCUGUCAGAGUCUGUGCCGCUUGAUUCCCGGUGUAACCUGAGUUUGGACCAAGGCACCUGUCGAGAGUAUAAAAUCCGGUGGUAUUACGACAAACAGGCCAAUUCAUGUGCACAGUUCUGGUAUGGAGGCUGUGAAGGAAAUGCCAACCGCUUUGAGACUGAGGAUGAAUGCAAGAAGAUCUGUGUUCUAUCUAGAACAGGUAUGUCCCACAGCUCGUGGUAAUCUUAAGCCGCUGUGCUCUGUUUUCUGGCAUUCUUUUUGACAUGCUCUUCCCUCUAUUUUCCACAGCUGGUUAAAACAGGCAGAUGAUCAAUCAACUCAUCUGUACAAUAUUCCAUGGAAACCAACCAAAGUGGAGAAGACUAUUUGAAUAUUUCAUGUAAUAGUCUACUACUGUUUGAUAUCUAAAUAUAUUUUAAAACAGGCAUUUAUCGUUGGGAAAAAACUCCACUUUGCAUCUCUCUCUCUCUCUCUCUCUC